Molecule: messenger RNA, 564 nt
Organism: Knipowitschia caucasica
Lineage: Eukaryota; Metazoa; Chordata; Actinopteri; Gobiiformes; Gobiidae
Source: the annotation of a GenBank genome assembly
AUGGAUUCCAACAAUGAUGAGGCGCUGGAUAUUAUCAUCACCAAUGUGGUGGCAACCUUUAGAACCAGGUGCCACCUUAAUUUGCGCACCAUUGCUUUAGAGGGGAAUAAUGUCAUCCAUAAGCCUGAAUCUGGGAAAGUACUUAUGAAGCUUCGUAAACCGAAAAUAACAGCCUCAAUAUGGUCAUCUGGGAAGAUAAUCUGCACUGGUGCAACAAGUGAGAUGGAUGCCAAGUUGGGUGCUCGGAGGUUAGCUCGUUGUUUGCAGAAACUUGGCUUUAAGGUCAGGUUUUCAGCCUUUAAGGUUGUUAAUGUUCUGGCUGUUUGCUCGAUGCCCUUUUCCGUCCAACUCAUUGACUUUACGAAGAAAAACAGACCCAUUGCCAGUUAUGAACCAGAGCUGCAUCCUGCUGCCAUUUACAGGAUCAAACAUCUCAAGGCCACGAUACAAGUAUUCUCCACAGGCAGCAUCACAGUCACUGGACCAAAUGUGCAGAAUGUGGCCACAGCUGUGGAGGAAAUCUACCCUCUCCUGUUCGAGUGUAAGAAACCUCUUUGUAAAUAG